AUGUUUCGAUUUCACAAAACUCUCGAUGUUAUUACUCUCUUCCACAAGGCAAGCUCCCCAGCUUCGUUGAGAGUUUUCACUCUUUUGAAGCGAGCAUCUGCCAAUGCCGCUGCAUUCGCGACGGAAGAUCAAGCUAGCGAUCUCGCUGCCAAUACCACACCACAAAGAGACGAGUUUGAACUGGAAGUCACCGAAUCUGCACCAACCCCAGAUCAACUUAGGAGCAUUCUCGAAUUUAUGGGCCCAUCAAAGAUUGGCAGCAUUGUUACGGGUGCAAAGGAUGAAGCGGACGCUGUAAGGAAGAUCAAAUCGAAUGAGGAUAGUUUCCAAAGACCUCUGACUGUGGAUUGGAGCAAUGGAAGAGCAGUGGCUGGAGACAAUGAAUCUGAGAUAUUGAAGAUGCUCAAUGCUCUACCUAAAAAGUAG
Sclerotinia sclerotiorum 1980 UF-70 is the source of this 426-nucleotide messenger RNA. RefSeq lists its product as hypothetical. The coding region runs from base 1 to 426 and encodes 141 amino acids. Lineage: Eukaryota; Fungi; Ascomycota; Leotiomycetes; Helotiales; Sclerotiniaceae. Gene Ontology annotation, molecular function: oxidoreductase activity. The transcript is spliced from 3 exons. Gene Ontology annotation, cellular component: mitochondrion. The record is from RefSeq and is a predicted model, not a curated record.